This is a messenger RNA of Triticum dicoccoides, 855 nucleotides long. RefSeq names its product E3 ubiquitin-protein ligase SINA-like 10. The record is from RefSeq and is a predicted model, not a curated record. Lineage: Eukaryota; Viridiplantae; Streptophyta; Magnoliopsida; Poales; Poaceae. The coding region runs from base 1 to 855 and encodes 284 amino acids. Gene Ontology annotation, molecular function: zinc ion binding. The transcript has 4 exons.
AUGUCGCUGCUUCCUAGGGACCCGUCACUGCGAAGGAGGAACGCCAAUUUGAUAGAUGAGGAGGGCGUGGUGCCAGAUUCCUCCGUCGUUGUCGACGUUGCCAUCGCCUCUGACAUCGUGGCAGAGCCCCAGUGUAAUGCCCCGGCCCUAAAGCGAGAGAUGGUUGUGCACGAGGAGGGAGAGAUCAUGCCAACGGAACAGGACCCGACGAUGGAGCUCUCUAUGGUCUCUAUGGACCUCACCUUGCUCCACUGCCCCUUGUGCCUCUGCCCCUUGAAGCCUACAGUGUAUGAGUGCAAGGGACGGCACCUGUCCUGCGCGGACUACCGCAGUGAGCGCCCCGGGAACCAGCGGCAGUGCCAGAAGUGCAAACGCGAAAGCGACUUCGACGUGCGAAACAUGGCGAUGGACGCCGUCCUCUCCUCGGUGAGGGUGGAGUGCCCGCAUGAAGGUUGUGGGCUCUACGUCACUUACCACAAGCUCGCCGAUCACCAGAGUGUGUGUCCGCUCGCGCCCUCCAAAUGCCCCGUGCCCGUCUGCGGCUAUGAAGGCCCGCCACCGAUGCUCUCCCACCACAUCAGCACCGUGCAUGCCAUGCCCGUGCAUAGGAUCCAAGCAGGGGCGUCCCCACUGCCGCACUAUACGGCCAAGCUAUGGGCGAACGGCCCGCCGGGGGAGCCCAAAGGCAGGACCGACGCCGUCAAGGUGGAAAUCAAGGUGACAAGCAGCAAGGAUCCUGGCGACGUCGUCGUGCAGGAGCUGACCUUCUUCACAGUUCCGCCCAAACUGCUAGUCGGGGUUGGGUUGUCGAGGACGGUGUCCCUCCACAUUCAGAUUGGCAAGCUCACCUCAUAA